AUGCUAAACGUUUUAUCACAACCUACCCCAACGGCUGCGAGGAGUGAAGGAUUAGCAAGGAAGCUGGUGGAAAAAGGUAGAUCGAUGAUGGCUGAAAUUUCCUGUUGCUCUCUUGAAUUAUUCAAGAUCGUAGCGAUGCCCCGAUCGCUCUCCCUCUCGGUGGGCGCUCAAUACCAGCAUAACCGCCACGCGAUGCUCGGCCACCAGGCAGCUUACAGCCCUCCAAGUCCUGCCUCCAGCCCGUCUCAUCAGGCGAGUCCUAGGUUAAGCGCGUUCGCCCCGGUAGCGCCGAACUCGCCGCUAUCACCUCCUAGAACUUUGCAGGAUCUUGCGGCGGCUUACAAAUGGCAUAGAAAUGAUAUGAGCAAUUCGAUUUAUGGUGGAGCAGCUGGUCUCACCUCCUUAAUUGGCUAUCCACCAUUUGUAUGGUCUCCAUUAUUCCUGAAUUAUCCUGCUGCUUUAUGCAGAACGGAACCAACAUCUCCUGAGCUUAAGUCAAGGGAUAUUGAAAACAGAUACACACCCGAACAUGAUCCAAGUGGAGAUGAAGAAGGUCCACUGGAUCUCUGCACUCGUGUCUCAAAACAGCCUCAAACCCAUCAAAGAAACCAACAGCAACGAUCUUCCAAUAUUUGGUCACCUGCCAGUCUCUGUGAACUGGAAGCAGGACCUGCUGAUUCCACUAGGGAAGGCAUCCUUUCGAUGGCUGCAGAUUGGCGCAGGUCACCCAGUACAAAAAUUGGAGCAGAAGAGCAAAUGGACACGUCGAAUUGCUGGGAUCAAGAUGGGGAUAAUUCUUUGGGAAGAAUUAAUAGAGGAACAGAUAGGACGUUCGAGUGCAAGCAGUGCGGCAAAGCCUUCAAGCGGUCAUCAACGCUGAGUACGCACCUGCUCAUCCACUCCGACACGAGGCCCUACCCUUGCCAAUAUUGCGGGAAGAGGUUCCACCAGAAAUCAGAUAUGAAGAAACACACGUACAUUCAUACAGGUGAAAAACCCCACAAAUGCGUCGUCUGCUCGAAAGCUUUCAGCCAGAGUUCUAAUCUCAUAACGCACAUGCGUAAACACACAGGUUACAAACCUUUUGCCUGCGGGCUUUGUGACAAAGCUUUCCAACGAAAAGUCGACUUAAGAAGACACAGGGAAAGCCAACACCCGGACUGUGGUGUCAAUAUUCUUGUCAAAGAAGAAGUCACAAGUAGCUGCUAGAAGAA
Messenger RNA from Ctenocephalides felis (cat flea), 1214 nucleotides. Its product is annotated as zinc finger protein with KRAB and SCAN domains 1-like. The transcript has 6 exons. NCBI's taxonomy places the organism in Eukaryota, Metazoa, Arthropoda, Insecta, Siphonaptera, Pulicidae. The record is from RefSeq and is a predicted model, not a curated record. Bases 1 to 1209 code for a protein of 402 amino acids. Gene Ontology annotation, cellular component: nucleus.